Tilletiaria anomala UBC 951 is the source of this 1557-nucleotide messenger RNA. RefSeq lists its product as uncharacterized. Gene Ontology annotation, cellular component: cytoplasm. The record is from RefSeq and is a predicted model, not a curated record. Lineage: Eukaryota; Fungi; Basidiomycota; Exobasidiomycetes; Georgefischeriales; Tilletiariaceae. Gene Ontology annotation, biological process: N-acetylglucosamine metabolic process. The coding region runs from base 140 to 1318 and encodes 392 amino acids. The transcript has 3 exons.
UCCAUCUUCCGCAUUGUCCGGUCAAUUGCGGGCUCCAUGCGACUCGGCCGUCGUCAUCAAGGACACGCCGACGGUCGACGUUGCAACACCAUCUCGGCAAUCCCUUGUCGGAAGAGAUGAUUACCAAAGCUCGCUUCUUAUGAAGAUGGAACCAGCGCACAAACCCGCUGGCGGGCCGGUGGAGGGCACCGGGCCAGUGGGCGAAGGCGCAUAUCAUGUGCCAGUGGCCGAAGAAGCGGUGAUGACUUGGGAAUACAUCUGUCGGGUCUGCGCACGGGAGGGACUCGACAAGCUAGACCGUCAUCCAAGGUGCCAAAAGCGGUACGACGACUGGGCCAGGCCGAUCCAAGCAAAAUAUGGUGGGCUGGAAGCAUACAUCAAGGCGUAUCGCCUGCAAUGGUCCGAUGAUGCUCUACCUGAAGAAUAUGUGCCUGGAGCCAUCACCUCAGCAAUCUGUUCGGACGCUCCCACCACCAACGGAGACGGAAGCACCAGGAUUGCUGCACCUCCAACCUCAGCCCCAAAGGAAACACAAGAACCGUCCUGGCGCGGUCUGUACUACUUCCACUCCUCGAUGCCGUCGACGAUGGCAAAGGUCAUCCCGAACGACUGGCCGUACGGCGUGCCGGCCGACUGUGGGCACUACGUCGUGUGGUGCCGCCUGCCGAUCCUCCACCCAUCGCUGUUCAGCACGCCGGACACGCCGUUCCCCAAAGGAACGAGCAGGGAUGCGCUGUACGAGGCGGUCGUAAGCGAUGGGAUACGAGGGUUGACCGGGCAUAUGGCUACGGAUAGGGAGAAGGGGGAUGGUGAUUUCCGAGUGAUCGGGGAACAUACUGUGGCAUUGCUGCGGAAGAGCAAGGAAAUCGACACGUUUACACCUACGCCGAGCGCGACAGCCAGUCCGAUGCUCGGGCCGCGGAUGAUAGCAAUCCAAGCUGCUUCCCAUCUGAACGCCAGGACCGGCACCGGUCCGAGUUCGGGCUCGAGAACGAGUGCCGUGGACCCUCCGAUCCUGCCACCCUCUGCGCUAUCCGUGCCAGUCGUCCCAGGCUCGUCGGCGAACGCCCUUUCUGGCACUGGAAUUGGAACUGCCAACGCAUUGCACAUGAGGACACACGCGGCGGACCUGGCCGAGCGCGCGCAAGCGUGGGCGGGACGGCACGUCGACAGCUUCGUGCGUCGCACGUGGCCACCGGACCAGGGUUGGCAGACGGCGUGGUUCUGCAAUCCGCCGCACUUGCGGACCGUUCCCGGGCUAAGUCAUUUCCACGUCAUCGUACGUCGGCAAGCGGCGCCGCACAACGAGCGGCAAUAGCACCGCACACCAAUCCGGACGAUGCCACUCUAUGAUCCUCUCGAGCGCCCCACUGCACACAGCACAUCUCCCAGAGUAUGCCUUUGCGGGGGCCUUCCUGUGUUUCUCUCAGCAACCCAGGCGGGCGAGGGCGAGGCAUACCCGUUCCUGUACAAAUAGACCCACCGGAGUACAGUGGAAAUGAGUUAUGAGCGCUGGACACGAGCUGCCGUGGGCCAGGCUAGGACAACGUGAAAGAU